Arabidopsis arenosa is the source of this 1126-nucleotide messenger RNA. The record is from the annotation of a GenBank genome assembly. NCBI's taxonomy places the organism in Eukaryota, Viridiplantae, Streptophyta, Magnoliopsida, Brassicales, Brassicaceae.
UUGUAUAAGUUUCAUAAAAAACAGACCAGCGGAAACGAGUUUUAAGCUCCCAAAGCUGUUGUUUUAUCCUCUCAGAGAGAUUUCUUUAGAGAUGGCGGCGCUUAUCCGGUGUUGCUCCUCCUUCUCUCAUACUUCCGGUGGCCAACCACCGCCGAGAGACAUGUCUCGAGGUCAAGAGAUUGGAAAAUUUGCUACUUCUAUUGGCAACUCAGUAGUCAGAAAACCUGGGGAUCAUCAUCAUUUCUCCAAAAUUAUACAUUCGUCUUCCAAGCUUAAGGAGCGCCAAGGCAGGGCAAUCUUACAAAUGCCAUUUCCCAGCGAGGAAACUCUUGACAAGUUUUCAGCUUUGGAGGGAAUUGGGAGGCUCAAAUUACCGGUGAUGGCAGUGUUGUUGACAAACUCUCUACAGAUGGCUACACCAUUUGAAGCUUUGGCUGCUGAGAUAUGUGAGCCAGAGAGCUCCAUGUUCAGCAUGCCAAUUUUGUUGCUUGUAGCUCUUAUUGGAGCCACCGUUGGAGGGUUGCUUGCUCGGCAGAGGAAAGGGGAGUUACAGAGGUUGAAUGAACAACUACGACAGAUUAACGCAGCUCUUAGGAGACAAGCCAAAAUCGAGUCUUAUGCACCGAGCUUGAGUUAUGCCCCAGUGGGAGCAAGAAUCCCUGAGAGUGAAAUCAUUGUGGAACCAAAGAAACAAGAGUUGAUUUCCAAGUUGAAAACAGGUAAAACCUUUCUGAGGAACCAGGAACCAGAGAAGGCUUAUGCAGAGUUCAAGGUAGCUUUGGAACUUGCCCAGAGUCUCAAAGACCCCAUCGAAGAAAAGAAGGCUGCAAGAGGCUUAGGCGCCUCACUGCAACGUCAAGGGAAGUAUAGGGAAGCUAUACAGUAUCACUCCAUGGUUCUAGCCAUCUCAAAGAGGGAAAGUGAAGAUUCUGGAAUCACUGAAGCAUAUGGAGCUAUUGCAGACUGUUAUACCGAGCUGGGAGAUCUCGAGAAAGCUGGAAAAUUCUAUGAUACAUACAUUUCUCGGUUAGAGACAGACUGAUUCUUCCUCAAGGUCUUUUGUCUGUCGUCUGUUUGUGUUCAUGUAAAAUCACAUUAAAAUGGAUAAUCAAAUCCCUUUUAUUGA